Molecule: messenger RNA, 1602 nt
Organism: Fraxinus pennsylvanica
Lineage: Eukaryota; Viridiplantae; Streptophyta; Magnoliopsida; Lamiales; Oleaceae
Source: the annotation of a GenBank genome assembly
AUGUCGCUGAGGCCGAACUCUAAGGUGGAGGUGCGCCGCAACCGGUACAAGGUGGCGGUGGACGCCGAGGAGGGACGGCGGCGGAGAGAGGACAACAUGGUUGAGAUUCGGAAGAAUCGAAGAGAGGAAAGCCUCCAGAAGAAGCGUCGUGAAGGCCUUCAAGCCAAUCAGCAAUUUCCUAUUCCAGUCGAAGCCACCACCGGCAUCGAGAGAAAGGUGCAGUUAGAAAAUCUACCUACCAUGGUUGCUGGUGUUUUAACGGAUGAUGCUGGUAGACAGCUUGAGGCGACUACCCAGUUCAGAAAAUUGCUGUCCAUAGAACGGAGUCCUCCAAUUCAGGAGGUAAUUCAAGCUGGUGUUGUUCCUCGCUUUGUUGAAUUUCUCGUGAGGGAAGACUUCCCACAACUUCAGUUUGAGGCAGCUUGGGCUCUCACAAAUAUUGCUUCUGGAACAUCUGAGCAUACAAAGGUGGUAAUUGAUCAUGGGGCUGUUCCUAUUUUUGUGAAACUUCUUGGUUCUCCAAGUGAUGAUGUCCGAGAACAGGCUGUAUGGGCCUUAGGAAAUGUAGCUGGCGACUCCCCCAAAUGCCGAGAUCUUGUGCUUGGCCAUGGAGCCUUGACUCCUUUAUUGGCUCAGCUGAAUGAACAUGCCAAGUUAUCUAUGCUCAGAAAUGCUACCUGGACACUAUCAAAUUUUUGCAGAGGCAAGCCGCAGCCUCCUUUUGAACAGACAAGGCCUGCACUUCCAGUUCUUCAGCAACUUGUACAUUCAAGUGAUGAAGAAGUUUUGACCGAUGCAUGCUGGGCUUUGUCAUAUCUUUCAGAUGGAACAAACAAUACAAUUCAAGCUGUGAUUGAUUCUGGAGUAUGUCCGCGCUUGGUUGAGUUAUUGCUUCAUCCCUCUCCUUCUGUUCUUAUCCCUGCCCUUCGGACAGUUGGAAACAUUGUCACCGGAGAUGAUAUACAAACUCAGUUUAUCAUCAACUUCAAUGCACUGCCGUGUCUUCUGAACCUCUUGACUGGUAACCAUAAGAAGAGCAUUAAGAAGGAAGCAUGCUGGACUAUUUCAAAUAUCACAGCUGGAAACAGGGAGCAAAUUCAGGCUGUGAUUGAGGCCAACAUUAUUGGCCCGCUAGUUCAUUUGCUUCAAAAUGCAGAAUUCGAAGUAAAAAAAGAGGUUGCAUGGGCAAUAUCUAAUGCCACAUCUGGUGGCACUCAUGAACAAAUCAAGUACCUUGUUAGUCAACAAUGUAUUAAGCCUCUAUGCGAUCUACUCGUCUGCCCUGACCCAAGAAUUGUCACUGUGUGUUUAGAAGGCCUUGAAAACAUUUUGAAGGUAGGGGAAGCUGAGAAGAACUUAGGACGAAGUGGAGAUAUCAAUCUCUAUGCUCAAAUGAUUGAUGAUGCCGAAGGGUUGGAAAAAAUUGAGAACUUGCAGAGUCAUGACAAUAAUGAGAUUUAUGAGAAGGCUGUAAAGAUUCUCGAGACAUAUUGGAUUGAGGAAGAUGACGAAUCGGCACCACCAGGGGAUGCAUCCCAACAGAGUUUUCAGUUUGGAGGGGGAGAUUUCUCUGUGCCUUCAGGUGGAUUCAGCUUCAAGUAA